Messenger RNA from Saccoglossus kowalevskii, 858 nucleotides. RefSeq names its product leucine-rich repeat-containing protein 75A-like. NCBI's taxonomy places the organism in Eukaryota, Metazoa, Hemichordata, Enteropneusta, Harrimaniidae. The record is from RefSeq and is a predicted model, not a curated record.
AUGAUUCACUAUGGCUUUUUUAAGAAAUUAUUCAAAUCUUCAAACUCAACAACAGUUAAAGAAAUUUCCAUCAAUAGAAAGUCAAAAUGGAAUCAAUAUCCACAUCGGAGACGCGUGACCCUGGUUAACAAGAUUCGUGAGUCAGUCUUUGAAGACGAGCACCUGGAAACACGCUCAAUUCUAAAACAACUAAGAAUGGAUAUUGGGAUGGAUAAUGGACACGAGUACGUGACCAGUGACCAACCAGGGUAUAGAUUUGUCAUUGAUCCUGAGACCACAGAGUUAAUUGUCCAGUUAACCAACAUAUUACAACCAACUCACGACUCUGAUUGGAAAAUCGAUGUAGCAAGACAUUGUGACCAAUUGGUGGCACACCUUAGUCCCGCAACAUCAAAAUCUCGCGCGAUUUUAAAUUCAAAAGAAACCGACCAUACAGAACUAGUCCUUAUUAACGUGGCUCUAACCAAUAGUGGACACAAACAAGAUUUUGAACAUUUAAAGGCAUUUAUCAAAAACAAUAUUAAUUUAAAAUACAUUGAUCUCAGCUACACGGGACUAGAAAGUAGCCACAUAAAGGACCUUCUACCGUUGGUGACACAACUCAAAUCUCUGAACUACUUGGGGCUUCGCGGAAACCGACUUGACGAGGGAGAUGUGAAGACCAUGAUAGAACUCUUACAAAACAAAGGCACUUUACCACACUUGAGAUACAUUGAUUUAAAAAAUAACGAAAUGUACACUCUUCCGCAAACGUUUUUGCAACUACUGCGAGAAAGGUGGGCUGACCAAUGUGUACUGCCAACGUUAGAUGACAUAGCGAGUGGAAACGCAGUCGUUGUCGACGAAAGUUUUGAAUAA